ACGUGUCCAUGAAUCCUUUAGAUAAAAAAAUAAAUCAUCUGUCAUACCUGGGCAGAAACACAGGAUGAGGAAAAUAAUGCCCUCUGUAUGAAAGUGUGAGUGUAGGAGAUGUGCAGCUGUUGUGCAACUAAAACUUCAAUGUGCUGAACUACAGAGCCAAAGACAACGUGGUUAUUGCAAAUAUACACUGUCCUGACUGAUUCCUGAGCACUUGAAAAGACCUCUGGAGUCCAGCCCCGGUCAAUUCCUGCAUGAGGAAGGAAACUUUCUUCAGAGAAGGCUUCUUGCCAUUCUUAACAGGGGUUGAGGUUACAACACUUCCUUGCUCUCGGCUCCCAAAUCUGCAUUUGCAACCACGCUUAUACAAGGCUACUGACUGCAUCCUUUUGCCUCUGCCCCAAGAAUGCUACCUGUUCCUCAAAAUGCAAUGGAAAAGUCGUGGAUUUCCUCCUGGACCAACCCCGUUUCCCAUCAUUGGAGGCCUCUGGCGGAUAAAAUUUAGAGCUGAUCAUGGGAACCUGAGAAAGCUGGCAAAAAGAUACGGCAACAUCUGUACCCUGUGGCUGGGUCACAAACCCAUGGUGGUGCUGUAUGGAUUCCGAGCUGUGAAGGAUGGUCUCACCACCAACUCAGAGGAUGUUUCUGGGCGAUUACAGACCUAUGUCUUCAACAAAAUGGCAAAUGGAAAGGGUAUCCUGGUCUCAAAUGGUCUCAUCUGGAAACAACAGAGACAUUUUGGAAUUGGAGCUCUUCGAAAACUGGGAAUGGGGAAUAAAGGAAUGGAGCGUGGGAUACAAACCGAGGCCCGUUAUCUGGUCGAGUUCUUCAGGGACAAAGAUGGGAGAGCCGUGGACCCCUCCUUCCCCAUUGUUCACGCUGUCUCCAAUGUGAUCUGUGCUGUGGUUUUUGGACAUCGUUUCUCCCUGGAAGAUGAAACCUUCCGCCGGCUGAUCGAGGCCUACAAUUGUAUAGUGGCUUUUGGGAACAGCUACUUUUACUAUGUAUGUGAAGUUUUCCCAUGGGCUGCGGAGCGUCUCCUGGGACCUGUGAAGAAAGCAUCGUUUUCCUGUGAUUUUGUUCGUUCUUUCGUAAGGCAGGAAAUCAAAAGCCACAGGGAAAGAGGCACAAGAGAUGAACCAGAAGAUUUCAUCGACUAUUACCUGGAUCAGAUAGAGAAAACUAAAAAUACCCCCAAUUCUACAUUUAAUGAAGACAACAUGGUGCAGUCUGUUUUUGACCUUUUCUUGGGUGGCUCAGAGACCACUGCCACCACUCUGCGUUGGGCUCUGCUCUAUAUGGUGGCCUAUCCUGACAUCCAAGAAAAAGUCCAGAAGGAGCUAGAUGCUGUUCUGAGUCCCUCCCAUCUAAUCUGCUACGAGGAUCGGAAGAAACUGCCUUAUACAAAUGCUGUGAUUCAUGAGAUCAUGCGCUUUGGUAGCAUUGUUUUAAUCACAAUUCCUAGAGAAGCAGUGAAGGAUACAACUGUUUUAGGAUAUCGGCUUCCAAAGGGCACUGUGGUUAUGGCAAACAUAGACUCAGCUCUCUUUGACCCUGGCUACUGGGAGACCCCUCAUCAGUUCAACCCUGGUCAUUUCUUGGACAAAGAUGGGAAUUUUGUGAUCCCAGAGGCCUUCUUAGCCUUCUCAGCAGGCCACCGUGUGUGUCUGGGAGAGGUGCUGGCAAAGAUGGAGCUUUUCAUCAUCUUUUGCAGCCUGUUGCAGACGUUCAAGUUCACCCUACCAGAAGGAGUUAAGGACGUCAACACAAGUGUUGUCUUUGGGAGCACAAUGAAACCCCAUCCGUACAAGCUCUGUGCGGUUCUUCGCUAGGUUGCAGGGUAAUACAGAUUUGAGAAAGAGGCAUUGCCACGGGUUUGGUAGCGUGCUGAUCUUUUGAGCAGCUCUUGUGUUUUUCAUUUCUAGCUGAAAUUCAGUGUGAAUCUAUCCUUGUUGUGUUAGAUGUCUAAGAAGCCAGCCCUGAAAAAUACUCCAGUUUUCCUGUGUCUGGAAAA
Molecule: messenger RNA, 2011 nt
Organism: Calidris pugnax (ruff)
Lineage: Eukaryota; Metazoa; Chordata; Aves; Charadriiformes; Scolopacidae
Product: cytochrome P450 2J6-like
Exons: 12
Coding region: 252-1829 (525 amino acids)
Biological process (GO): arachidonate metabolic process; xenobiotic metabolic process
Cellular component (GO): intracellular membrane-bounded organelle; cytoplasm
Molecular function (GO): iron ion binding; heme binding; oxidoreductase activity, acting on paired donors, with incorporation or reduction of molecular oxygen, reduced flavin or flavoprotein as one donor, and incorporation of one atom of oxygen
Source: RefSeq, a predicted model, not a curated record